CCUGUGGUUGUUUGGUCAUUAUUUGAAAGGGUAGGAGCCAGAAGUGGAAGCGGGUAGAAAGAAACUCCACAUCGUGCGCUAGUGUUCUCUGAGCUGUGCCACAACCAUGGGCGAAGACGAGAGGAAUAAGGUCGUCAUCGACACCGAUCCCGGAAUUGAUGAUGCGAUGGCGAUAUUUGUGGCGCUGAACUCGCCAGAGAUAGAGGUGAUUGGGCUGACGACGAUAUAUGGGAAUGUCUAUACCACGCUAGCCACAAGAAAUGCGUUGCAUUUGUUGGAGAUCGCAGGGCGGACAGAUAUUCCAGUGGCUGAGGGAUCUCAUGUGACAAUCACGAAAGGUACAAAGCUUAGAAUUGCCGAUUUCGUCCAUGGUGCGGAUGGUCUUGGAAACCUGAACUUUCCUCCACCUAAAGGGAAGCCCAUUGAUCAGUCUGCUGCUGCUUUUCUGGUUGAACAGGCGAAUCUUUAUCCUGGAAAAGUUACUGUGGUUGCACUUGGCCCACUUACAAAUGUUGCCUUGGCCAUUGAACUUGAUCCUGCAUUUCCUAAAAAGAUAGGGCAAAUUGUUCUUCUUGGUGGUGCAUUUUCAGUGAAUGGGAAUGUCAAUCCAGCAGCAGAGGCUAAUAUCUUUGGUGAUCCAGAUGCUGCUGAUAUUGUGUUCACUAGUGGAGCUGAUAUUUUGGCUGUGGGAAUAAAUGUAACACACCAAGUUGUUCUGACAG
Messenger RNA from Elaeis guineensis (African oil palm), 722 nucleotides. The record is from RefSeq and is a predicted model, not a curated record. NCBI's taxonomy places the organism in Eukaryota, Viridiplantae, Streptophyta, Magnoliopsida, Arecales, Arecaceae.